Molecule: messenger RNA, 3103 nt
Organism: Nerophis lumbriciformis (worm pipefish)
Lineage: Eukaryota; Metazoa; Chordata; Actinopteri; Syngnathiformes; Syngnathidae
Gene: nell3
Product: NELL (neural EGFL like) family member 3
Molecular function (GO): heparin binding; calcium ion binding; protein binding
Source: RefSeq, a predicted model, not a curated record
AAGUUUCUGGAAUGCCGUCAUCACAUCCCGACGUGGAGGACUGAGCUCCGGCCAGCUCAGAGUGGGUCUGGCGUGCACGAAAGGCGGCGGGGAUGCGAGAUUCGAAAGCAGUCUGCCAAAGAACUUUCAUCAAGCAUUUUAUGACAAGCGGACUUUCUCUUUCAUGUUUUCCUGUCAUUACAUUGCAAGAUGUUGUUGCCAUCAUCAGUGCUGCUUAUUCUACUGGCGUCAGUACGCGCUGACAUCUGCAUUGGGACCCACUGCUCCCAGACCGGAGACCCGAGACCGUGCACCGGCGACCACUGCCCCGGCAGCAGGUCGUCCAGACCGGCGCGGCACUUGGGUACCGCAGCGGAAGUCCGUCCCGCCGCAGCAUGCAUGGACGAGGACUGCGUGAGACCCCCCACGUCCGUCAACCACACGCGGGAUUGCAAGGGGUUGGAGUGCAGGCUUCCGCUGCGGAUCAGACCCAGGGUCCGAGCGAGGGCAUGCGUGGGAGAGGGCUGCUCGGACGGGGCCGCUUCUGAGGAGAGCUCGCCGCCUGGAGCCGAGCAACUCCAUCCGGUGCAUCUGGCCGACAGAGCCGCGCAGUUUCUGGGAGACUUCCCCGAGUUUGGACAUCCGUCGCCGGAAGUUGUUGGCUCGCCUCUGGGGGUCCAGCUCACUUGUGACGUCAAACCAGGUGAAAAUGAGGUCCCUUCAGAGGACGCCCUCAUCCUCCACCUCCAGCUGUCCAAGGGUCAGGAGAAGCUGGUGGAGGCCUUGCGGGCGCAGCAGGUGCUCAUACGCGACCUGCAGCAGAAGCUCGCCGAGCAGCAGGAGGCACUCGUCUCCCAGCAGCGCCGCAUCCUGGAGCAGCAGGGGCGCAUGUACGAGCAGAUGGACACAGUGAAGGCGCAGUACGGUCUCCUGGUGGACACCGUCAAGCAGGUGUCCUUCCGGGGCCUGCAGGGGGAGCUGCAGGGCUACUUUGAGAGCCACCUGGCGGGUCUCCAGAGCCAGGCCCGCAGCCACCUGCAGAACGCCGUGCACAAAGCGGACGCCAAGGUGAUGGACGUCGUCGGCGAGGCGCAUAUGCCUCGGCUCCUGAUCGGCUGCCCCUCAGCCUGCGCGACGGAGCACUUCUGCGAUUUUCAGCGAGACCCUCCGCAGUGUGAGAAGUGCACCAUGUGUCCGCCUGGCUUCUUCCUCAUCUCCCAGUGCUCCCCCACUGCAGACACUAUGUGCCAGGACCGAGAUGAGUGUCUGGAGUUACCAAACAUCUGCGGUGAGCGAGUCAAGUGUCUCAACACGCCAGGAGGCUUCCGUUGUUUGGGCGUGUCGGCCAGAGAAGCUGAAAAAGGUUUCUGCGGCGAAGACUACUUCUUCAACCAGGAGCUUCAGGAGUGUCAAGCCUGCUCUGAUUGCGACGGACACGCCGUCGUCCUUUCUUGCACGGCUGUAACCGACUCCGUCUGUGCCACCCCCUCGGAAAGCCGCCUCUCCCAGUCCUGGAGCGCCAGCGUGUUGCUUCCGUCGGCCAGGAAGUCCAAAGGCCACGUCUUUCCUGGGCUACGACUGAGCCUGCGGAGCAAGGAGCGCAGUGACCUUCUGUCCGCCGAUGGCGGCCAGGUGACGUUCUUGCAGCACGGCCUGCUGUGGCUGGAUCACAACUUCGCCAUCAAGCACAGCUGCCGCAACUUCCUCCAAGUGGGGUUGAGGUUUAACGCCAGCCAGGAGGAGGAGGGUCAGGACCUGAGCGGCGUGCGUAUCGAGCAGCUUGAAGGGAAGUACUUCCAGGGGGUGAGCGUGAGCACCGGGCUGGAGGUGGAGCCUAACGACACGGUGAGCGUCCUCCUGAGGAGUCCCAAUCAACACUGCAACCAGAGCAAGGACGUUCACGUCUACGACAUGACCACGCCCACCUUCAGCCUACUCUGGUUGUCACAUGACACCGGCGCCGUGGCCUUGACUGCCGACUUGUCGCUAAUGGCCCACUACCAAGCCAACUACCGCCCGACCUUCCGCAUAACGUUCGUCUCCGACCCUUACAUGGUCGGCUUGACCCACGACAGCAGAGGCGUGCGCUUCACAGAGCGCGGCGUGGUAAAGUUUGUCCUCCAGCAGGCGCUCUACUCCAUGGGACAAACCUGCGUCCGAGAAGGCUUCUUCUUGAUCGCCUACUCCAGCCGCAACAGCACGGGCCAGGAGGCGGUGCAGGCCUUCAAGACGGGCGUCAACUACCGGGACACGUCCAUCACGCUCUCCGGCGCCGUGGCGGUGGGCGGCGGGGACACGCUCAGCUUCGAGAUCACGUCGCCGUCGCAGUGCAACGUCCGCUAUUUCGGGGACAGCACCGGCAUCAGCACGCUCAGCCUCGUCUGGAUCCCCUCGGCGGUAUCGUCCACGCUCACCGCCACCGUCGCCAAGGCAGGCCUGCCUCUCGGGGCAGUCCGGAACAAGCCGCUCACGUUCCAGCAGCUCUCGCCAGAUUCCCCUCAGGUGCGCUUGGCCCGCCCCGGUGAGCCGAAGAAGAACUUUGUGUUCCUCCAGCGAGGCACGGCUAACAUCGCCCUGAACCUGAGGCUCAUUCACUCGUGCAACAUCGUUAAACUGACGCUGCAGCGAAGCGGAAGUCCGGGUGGUCCCGUGGCCCAGCAGGUUUCUGGACACAUGCCGGAGGGGAGCGAGUGGGCCAGCGUGGGCUUGAGGGCCUCCUUCCAGGUUGAGAACGGCACCGCCAUCUACGUCACGCUGGACUGCAUCCGCGGACGCGUCAACCAGAUCACACACGAGGGCGCCACCAACAUUUCCAUCCUGUGGGUUGCUGCGUGAUGCCUUCAAGGACAAACCGUUUUUUUUGCACAAUUAAUGUUUCACAAGUUUACUGUGAAAGUACUGCUUUUAAUACUUUGGUUGAGCAGUGACCAAAUGUGUAUCUUUGAGUUUUUACGUACAUCCUUUCAUUUGUGCACAUAGUAAAUAGUCCAUACUGUAGUUGUAUGAUGGCUAUCGUGCUUUUUAUCUUUCUAAAUAUAUUUAUUUACGAAGCAAUGCUUUUGUAUUAGCCAGCCUGUGCUGUACGUGUAAAGAGAAAAAUAAAAUUAUAUUUUUCACAUAGAAA